Molecule: messenger RNA, 2211 nt
Organism: Syngnathus typhle (broad-nosed pipefish)
Lineage: Eukaryota; Metazoa; Chordata; Actinopteri; Syngnathiformes; Syngnathidae
Product: phosphatidylinositol-3-phosphatase SAC1-B
Exons: 20
Coding region: 92-1852 (586 amino acids)
Biological process (GO): phosphatidylinositol dephosphorylation
Cellular component (GO): endoplasmic reticulum
Molecular function (GO): phosphatidylinositol-4-phosphate phosphatase activity
Source: RefSeq, a predicted model, not a curated record
CGUAGUCACAAUGAGUACUCUUUCUUGUUAUGACGGAAGUAGUCGGUGUGGGUUUGACACGUCACGGACGGACGAGGUUACUGAAUGAAAGAUGGCGAGCACCUAUAAGAGUUUUAACUUGCGCACCACAGCUGAUAAAUUUUACAUCGAGGCUUGUGACGAUGGAUCUGUGGACGUGUUGGCCAUCGAUAGGGUGUCAACUGAGAUGACGCUCACAGUUAAGAGGGACAUUCCUGCAUCUGCUGAGACCAGACCAAUAUGUGGACUCAUGGGGACCAUACGCUUGGUGGCAGGUAUGUACCUGAUCAUCAUCACUAAGAAGAAGAAGGUGGGGGACCUCCUGGGCCAUGCUGUAUGGAAGGCUCUGGACUUUGACAUAAUCUCCUAUAAGAAGACAAUACUGCACCUAACAGACAGCCAGAUGCUAGACAACAAGAGCUAUUUGUCAAUGAUCAACAACGUCCUACACACAGACAGCUUCUACUUUGCAACAGACUACGACUUGACCCACACUCUGCAACGUCUGGCCAACACCAGUCCUGAAUUUCACGAGAUGAGCCUUCUUGAAAGGGCAGAUCAACGUUUUGUCUGGAAUGGCUACCUGUUGAGGGAAUUUAUUACACAGCCUGAGUUACACAAGUUUGUGUACCCAGUUGUCCAUGGAUUCAUCACAAUGAAGUCAAGCUGCAUCAAUGGGAAAUUUUUUGACUGGAGUAUCAUCUCCAGAAGGAGCUGUUUCAGGGCUGGUGUCCGCUACUAUGUCCGAGGCAUUGAUUCAGAGGGCCAUGCUGCUAAUUACGUGGAGACCGAGCAGAUAGUGCAGUACAACAGUGCCAAGGCUUCCUUUGUUCAGACAAGAGGCUCAAUACCCUUUUACUGGUCCCAAAGGCCCAACCUCAAGUACAAGCCAAGGCCACAGAUCAGCAAAACAGUCAACCACCUGGAUGGAUUUCAGAGACACUUCGAUUCACAGAUAAUUCUUUAUGGGAAGCAAGUCAUUUUGAAUCUGAUCAACCAGAAAGGCUCAGAAAAUCCACUUGAGAAGACUUUUGAAAAGAUGGUGGGCAGCUUAGGAAACGGCACCAUCAAGUACAUAGCGUUUGACUUCCACAAAGAGUGCAGUCGGAUGAGGUGGCAUCGUCUGCACAUCCUGUUGGACAUGGUUGCUGAAAUCCAGGAGGAAUUUGGGUACUUCCUGGUGGAUUCAGAUGGCAAGGUACAGUUAAACCAAGAGGGGACGUUUCGGAGCAACUGCAUGGACUGUUUGGACCGUACCAAUGUCAUUCAGAGCCUGCUGGCCAGACGCUCACUUCAAGCACAGCUGCGGAAAAUGGACAUCCUCCACAUGAACCAGCCCAUUGAGGAUCAAGCAGACUUUGAGAAAAUGUACAAAAAUGCUUGGGCUGACAACGCAGAUGCAUGUGCUAAACAAUAUGCAGGCACUGGAGCAUUGAAGACCGACUUCACCAGAACAGGCAAGAGAACUCAAUGGGGGCUGCUGAUGGACGGCUGGAACUCCAUGAUUCGAUAUUAUAAAAACAACUUUUCUGAUGGAUUUAGACAGGACUCUAUAGAUCUAUUUCUUGGUAACUUUGCUGUGGAUGAAGCUGAUUUGACUACACCACUGCGUGACCCCAAAGACUGGAAAUUUCUGACGUUGCCUAUCAUCAUGGUGGUCGCAUUCUCUAUGUGUAUUAUCUGCUUGCUAAUGGCUGGUGACACAUGGACGGAGACUCUAGCUUAUGUCCUGUUCUGGGGAACGGCCAGCGUGGUUACAUGUGGUCUCAUCCUCUUCAAUGGACGUGACUUCGUCGAUGCUCCAAAGCUGGUCCAGAAAGAAAAGAUGGACUGAAUGUGUGCGUGUGGAAAGCAGCUCCGCCCUAGCGAGCUCACCACCUCAUCCUCAGCCUUUUCAUCGCUUUAUCCCCAGCAGCAACAUCAUCAGGCAUGGAGCCUUUACUAGUACACAGGGGAGAGUUGAGGAUGUCGGUGAGCCAGCAGGGCCGCCUCUUGCAAGACAAGGCACGCAAAACUGUCUGCAUGGACCUGCUGCUAUCCACACGGCUCUAACACAGAGACAGGACAGUCUGGCACAGGCUGACAUGUACGCUGAACUUAGCUCUUAUUCAAUGUUGUCACUGUACCUGUUUUUAGAAGACAAUUGUGGGAUUUAUAUAAAAUGUCACUUUUGCCCCACUCAUUGGGAUCAAA